AUGUAAAGGAAGCUCAGCAGUCUGCCUUGGCCCACAUGGUGUGUCCUCCUCUCCUGCAGAAGGAGCAGUACCAGCCCCCCCAGGAGCCCUUUCUAGGCCAGACCGUGUACAGCCUGGACUUCCCUGCCAAGCAGCCCGAGGCGCUGGUGAUGCAGCGGCCCAAGAGCACGAUGCAGAGAGCUGGUGGAGCCGCUGCAAAGAUCAGCAGCACCACCACUGCCCGGGAGAGCUACCAGGGGCGCAGGGGGGCACCCCAGCUCCGAUUCGGGGAGCUGCCAGCCAUUGUAGGCUCCCUGCUCUACCCUGACCAGAAGGAGGAGAUGCGCACGACCACACAGAGAGAGUUCAUCCAGAAAGCUGGAGCCAAACCUGAGCUCAUCAGAGCUGUGCAAUGCAACCUCAAGAUUGAAGGGGAGAGGGACAUGAAGACCACCCACCAGACUGUGUUCCAGCCCCUGCCUCUGGAGAAAGCCCUGGCAGUGCCCAGACCCAGGCUGUCCGAGAGGGAGGCAGCGCUGAGGGGAGCUCACAUGGAGUCUGUCACCAAGUACCGCUCUGACUACCCUGCGCACCACUCCCUCCUCGAGAGGAGAGAGCUAGCCCUACCCCCCGCAGACAACCUGGCCAUCAACCACAGCCUGCGUGGCGAUUUCAAGACGGUGCAGAGGGAGACAUUCCCAGGCUGGGACACCUCAAAAUACAAAAGGCCAGACCCCGCCCACUUCAAAGAGGAGCUCUCUGAUAGGGAGAGGGAGGCUCACUUCCAAGGAGACACCGUCACCAAGCUUGCAUACCAGCCCAUUCCUCUGAACACACUUCAGCUGGAGCCCAUCAAGCGGCCAGCGACUGUGCUGAAGCCUCACAAUGCCAGGUUCGAGGACACCACGGCCAACAGGUUGUUCUUUCAGGACUGGGGGGUCCAGCCCAGGCUGCGCUACGGAGAUCCAUACGACGGGAGCUGCAUCCAGCCUCUGGGGAGGUUUGAAACAGAAACCACGAACAGGAGCACAUUCAACCAGAAGGAGGCAGAGAUGGUGACCAACUGUAAACCAGAGCACAAGCCCAUCGAGGCUGUGGGAGAGCACGACUUCACCACUGUGCACCAGGAGACCUACAGGCCUCCCAAGCUCCCAGUGUGUCGGCUCCAGGCAUACCUUUCACAGCAACAGCAGCUGAAGGAAAAUAUGCCAUCGCCCCCUGCUGUGCCCUCUUAAACGCACACCGAGGAACCAGUGCAUCCUGGAGGGGUACCAAUGAUGAACGGGACUUUAGUUUCUGAAAAAUGUUACUCGAUAGGUCGUUUGUUUAGUUUAAUUAUCCAUUUAUGACAAUAUUUUUUUUAAGUCCUACUAGUAUUUUAGAUCCUUAAAUUAAUUCUAAAAACU
Polyodon spathula (Mississippi paddlefish) is the source of this 1385-nucleotide messenger RNA. RefSeq lists its product as uncharacterized. Gene Ontology annotation, biological process: microtubule anchoring. Lineage: Eukaryota; Metazoa; Chordata; Actinopteri; Acipenseriformes; Polyodontidae. Gene Ontology annotation, cellular component: cytoskeleton. Bases 36 to 1214 code for a protein of 392 amino acids. The record is from RefSeq and is a predicted model, not a curated record. Gene Ontology annotation, molecular function: microtubule binding. The transcript is spliced from 7 exons.